GCAGCGCUCACCCUCCCCGUCACCUACUCAACGAUUUUACCGUCAACCCGUAGCACCACCGCUUUACGAAUCGUUACGUCCGACCCUUUCUCCCCUACGCCGCCGCAACAACAAUCAACAGGCUAUUUUUAUCCCCCAUAACACAUGCUUACGUCGAAUAUAUAUAUAUAUAUAUAAAACAAUAACAAUAUCAUUAUCAACUGUUUUUAUUAUUAUUACUAUUAUUAUUAUUAUUAUUGCCGCCGCCGAAAUUUCCGUCUUCGCCGCAGCACCAGCACUGAGUACUUUGAACAUACAGCGACGAGACGAUGCCCUUCCUCCUCUACAACUGUAGUAAUACGAGCAGCAGUAGCAGCAGCAGCAGCAGCAGCAGCAACGGCAUCGUCAUCGUCGUUAGCAGCAGCCGCUUCUUCACCAGUCUGCCGACUCUACGACCCUAGUUUUAAUUCUAUUCGUGCCGACGAAAAUAGUUUUUUGAGACCGACGAGAAGUCUCGUCCAAAACAAUCCCCGCACGCCUACAGUCGCCCCCGCACAACCCGUCGAGCAAUCUGACGAACACGCGACUGACAACUGACCUAGACACUCCACGGGCAGAAGUAUUAACGAUGCCUCCAGACAUAAGCGAUCGUACGCGCGUGAGCGGCGACAAAUUAUUGUACAGUCGUGUCGUGCCGUCCACCAUGCCGGGUGUUUGCAGUGAUCCAAACUUUUUCGAGACCACUGUAGAACCGCUGCUCGCGGCCGGCCGCGAGGGCGACCUAUGUGAAUGGCUUAAGAAAAACGGACUAAUAGCCAAGGAACAGAAGUGCCCGAACAACGAGUGUCUGACCACAGAAAAAAUGCAAUGGCAUCGCGCACGCGUUGUCGACAAGUUCAAUUGGGUGUGCCUGGAGUGCAAGAAGAAGGUGCCAGCUAGGCACGCAUCUUUCUUCGCCGACUUUAAAUGUGAACUGGGUUAUGCUUUGAAAAUCAUUGACAGUUGGUGUAAGAAUAUGCCGCUCAGUGAUGUCAGUGGAGAAGGUAGAACCAAAGUAAAUGUGGCUAAACGUAUUUAUAAUGGAUGUGCUCAAGUGGCCGAAUGGCAUUUGAAAAAAAUUGUCGGCGACUUCAAGCUGGGUGGCACUGAUGUUGUAGUCAUCGUAGAUGUGUUUCCAGAUGGCAACAUGAGUUUAGAAGUACCAACCACGUCCCAUAAUAAUAACUUUUCCAAAAGAGUGUUGUGCAUUGCUGAUACGGCUCACGUUCCUGUUCGUGUGUGGGCAAGCCUUCUAGAUGGAUCUAAUAAAGAGAAUUCUAAAAUUGUAGAAAUGGUCAAAAAUCAUGUAAUGCUGGGUUCAACUAUUGUGACAAAUGAAAUGUUGUAUCCAUUAUUGCACAAUUUACCUGGAAUAGGAGAAGUCAUAAGCACAGAAGCAUUGAUGAAUUUAGACAUUAACCAUGAUCACAAAUCUUUAAAAAAUUUAGAAACUAUAUGGGCAACCACUGUGGAAGCCUGUAUUCAAUUACAAGAUAUGUCUACAACACAUGCUGAACAACAUCUAUACGAACUACAGUGGAGACAGAUGUAUGGAUUUAUUGCUUUUCCAUCCAUUAUACAACAGAUUGUUGAGUAUACAGCUUACAACAACCCAAUAUGUCCACCUUUGCCAAGUAUAUGGCCUACAAAUUAAAUCGAUUGAUAAGUACAAAUGUUAGCUUAGUGCUAAACCCACCGUUUAAUAUUAUAUACAUGGUAAUUUAUGUCAAUUAUUCUAUGACAUGACUAUUGUUAAAUUUGAAAAAGUUAAUUUUUAAAUUUUGUUCAUAGCAAUUCUUUUAAUGAUAUCUGGUACUAAUUUAAUUUUUAAAUGAAACAAUAAUUUGCUGAGUAAAAAGA
Molecule: messenger RNA, 1878 nt
Organism: Melanaphis sacchari
Lineage: Eukaryota; Metazoa; Arthropoda; Insecta; Hemiptera; Aphididae
Exons: 5
Coding region: 608-1672 (354 amino acids)
Source: RefSeq, a predicted model, not a curated record